Guillardia theta CCMP2712 is the source of this 657-nucleotide messenger RNA. RefSeq lists its product as hypothetical. The annotation marks the transcript as partial. The transcript has 2 exons. Gene Ontology annotation, biological process: intracellular signal transduction; receptor guanylyl cyclase signaling pathway; cGMP biosynthetic process. NCBI's taxonomy places the organism in Eukaryota, Cryptophyceae, Pyrenomonadales, Geminigeraceae. Gene Ontology annotation, molecular function: peptide receptor activity; guanylate cyclase activity. The record is from RefSeq and is a predicted model, not a curated record.
AAGAAGGAGUACUUCCAGCUGAACAGAGACGCGAGCAGAGCAGACGUCCUUCUCACGCAGAUGUUCCCAGCUCACGUGGCGGACGCGCUCAAGAGGGGAGAGAAGGUGAAGCCUGAGGAGAAGGAGAACGUGACGAUCUUCUUCUCCGACAUCGUCAACUUCACUUCCAUCAGCUCCCGCGUCUCUGCCGACAAGAUCUCCCAUAUGCUCAACACCCUCUACACCGCCUUCGACGCCCUGGUCGAGAAGCACGGCAUCUACAAGCUCGAGACCAUCGGCGACGCCUACAUGGCUGCUGCCAACCUCGUGCUGCCGCAGGAGGAGGACCAUGCGCUGAGGGUCGCAGGCUUCGCUCUAGAUGCCGUGGAGGCAGCCAGUAACAUCCUCCUCGACGAUGAUCAGCCGCAGCUGGGCACAGUGACGCUGCGAGUUGGGAUACACAGCGGGCCAGUGGUGGCGAGUCUGAUCGGAACUCAGAAGCUCAAGUACACCUUGUUCGGAGACACGAUGAACGUCUCCUCGAGGAUGGAGUCCUCGUCCCUGCCCGGGAAAAUCCAAUGCUCUAAGGUGACGAUUCUUAGGGGGGCAGACUCGCACAUCAUCGUUACCGAGAGAGGAGAAAUUCCCAUCAAGGGCAAGGGCAUCAUGACCACCUAC